CAAAUCAGCACGACAGGAUUCCGGAUAGAGCCUAGGUCACGGGUUUGAACUGAAAGACACUGAAAAAUAUAAUAAAAGUCAGUCGAAAGAUACAUUGCAUCCGCGGAGAGCAUUGCACUCUAGAAAAAAAACGUGGGAUUUAUCUUUGAACUGCAAUGAUGAAAACUUUGAGAUCACGGAAUUUAAGCUACUUCCGGUAACAAGUUCGCAAAUGAGCGCUUCUACCAAACCACUAUCGAACAAGAAUUUUGGAACUAACGUUGUUUUUAGCUACUUCACAAAUAAGCACAACAGUUUGAAUGCUGCUAUGCCUAUCUGUCCAGUCUAGAUUAGGCUACAUAUUUGUAAUAUGUUGCAACGCGCCUCCAGGAUUUGCGAUGAAAGAGCGAUACUAAGGGUAUGAGGCAUGCGGUCGGAGUUCAGAAUCCUUCUCUGUGGGGGCACCGGGGUUGGGAAGAGUGCAGCGGGCAACACAAUUCUGGGCAGCAAGCAGUUUGUUUCUGGAACUAGACCUCAUCCAGUCACGCAGUUGUGUGAAACACGAACAACUGCGAUCCGAGGAAAGAAAAUCAUUGUCAUUGAUACACCAAGCACAGACGAGCCUGAGCUGAGAGAUGAAUUUCAGCGUUGCCUCAGUUCGUCCGAAGCACUACCCGUAAUCUUUCUUCUUGUCACUCCACUGGGGGUUCGUGCAGCCAAAGCCUUGAGAGUGCUGGAUUCUCUUCAGACAAUCUUCCCAGGACACGAGGUGGAUGAGUUUGCCGUCGUGUUGUUUACGGGUGGAGAUAGGCUCGAAGAGCUUGGUGAAAGACAGAAGGAGAUUGAGGAGGACAGCGAAACACAACAUCUUUUAACUCGCUGUGGCAAUAGGCAGCACACGUUCAACAAUGAAGUCGAAGAUCAGUCGCAAGUAUUGCAGCUCGUUGCCAAAAUCAACAGGUUGCUGCAUCAGAGCAAAGGCGGCCAAUCAUAUAAGGAUAUCAACAAUAUGAAGGCAAAGAAAAGGAGUGUGGAACAAGCAGAGGAAGAGGAGAUUGACAUCUGGAACUGGCCAGACUACAAGAUCGAGCUUCCUGUGGAGUGUGGAAGUAAGACAGGUGUGCUUCACAGGGAAAAGAUGGCUAAAGGAGAAAAGUGCAUUGAAUUCGAUGGCAGCUGGUUUACUCCGACAAAGUUUGAGGCAUUUGCUGGCAAGGGUUCUUGCAAGAAGUGGAAGCAGACUAUCCGGUGCCAAAAUAUCCCACUGGCACGUCUCAUUCAGGAUGGCCAUUUGACAUGCCCCUUUUUCACAAAAAAAGACCUCAAUGGAGAUCAGGAUGAAUUUCCCAUGUGGGCCCCCGAUGGCUCCCUUAUUGAAACCGGGGAUUUAAAGCUCAUACUCACAGGAGUGGAAGGAGAACUUCCAGUCGGAAUCUUGACAGAGAGGCUGCUGGGUAAAGAUGUCAUCAUGGACGAUGUCCAGGACAGCCUGCAGGACAGUGCACUGACCGUCACAUGUAAAAAGGUGGAGAGGACCCCUCAGAAGAGUCACUCACCUACUUCAGGGUCCCACAAGAAUUCGAAGGCAGGGAGCAAAAAGGAGGAUGCCAGUCACAGAAACAAAGACACAUUGUCUCCACAGAAGGAGGAGGUGUCAAAUAAAAAUGGCACCAAGGACAACUUUGAUGUUUCCAUCUUUCAGGAGAAUUCAUUGCCUGUCACUUGUCGAAAAGCAACAGGAAUUCUUCAGAAGGAUCGGUUUUCCUCAGGAAAAACGGGCAAAUGCAUCAGGACGUCGGGUCGCUGGAUGACCCCUGAGGAGUUUGUGCAAGAGGCAGCGGGCCUCAAGAGCGGGAAAUGGAGGCGGGACAUUUGCUGCCAUGGCGAACCCCUCGCCACCCUUAUUGAGAACCAGAUUCUGCAACUUCAUUCUCUGCUUUGUGAGUGUGAUGUGUGCAAGUCUAAAGACCCAUCCGACCAGAACAACGAUGACCUCUGCUUUAUCUGCUGCCAAGACACUGAGUUGGUGUGCUGCGACGGCUGUCCUCGGUCGUUCCACCACGCAUGCCACCUACCCGCACUGGAUCAGAACCUCGGAGACCGGUGGAUGUGCACCUUCUGCAUCAUGGAGAAGUCCAAAGAGCUCUGCCAUCGCACGAGGACUCUGGAGGAGGCCCUAGACGGCGGGAUCUUGCCCAACAUGCUGCACUGCCAAUAUCUACUUCUGUAUCUGUUAAAAGAAGACAAGGAGCUCAUCUUCAUGCAGGACCCUUGUCUGACUUUUGACAACUAUGCUGCGGUCAUCAGCAAGCCCAUGUGGAUAGACAAGAUUAUCAAGAAGCUUCGGGGAGAGUACAGUAAAGUGGGAGAGUUUGUUGCUGAUAUGCGGCUCAUCUUCAAGAACUGCACCACGUUUAAUAAGAACAACGAGUAUGGGAAAAUGGGAGCCAGACUGAAGGAUUUAUUUGAAAAGAAGUUCAAAUGGGUCUUCAGCAUUAAAUAGCUGCAUUCCUUACUGUACAUCACAGGAUCACUCCACUCUAUGGGACUCAAGAGGCACAAAGGUUGUUACUGUCAGCACCUGACCUUGUGCCAGUUUACACUUUGUGAUAAUCUGCAUAACUGUGUGGGAUGUUUGCUACAAGAGAUAUUUGAUGCUCAGCUAUAACUAUGAGGGAGUCAACAUGACUUGCAUGAAGCAUGAAACUCUUGGCAGUACAUACCUGAUACCAGAUUGAUUUUGAGUCAUGCUUUGGACUUUGGACUCCUGGAACAUGGGUAUCCCGGUAGAAAUGUACUGUCUGUCAUUGUUAAUCAUGAUUUUAGAUGAUCAAUGUCAAUAUCUUGGUGGUUAAUAUCUUUAGGAGUUCAAAGGAAGGUCAUACUUGUGGUAGAAACGUAUAUUCUCACAAGAUGGCAUAUUUUAUCUGUCAAGUCAUCUAAGUUUAUGCAUUGUUUCUUUAAGGAAAUCCAAAGUUGAAACUGCAUUCAGGGACAUACAUUUUUACGAUGUUUUUAUUAUUAUUAUUUUGUUAUUUUUUUGUCUUUCUGAAGGGUUUUUAUAUGUCAAUGGAAUUUAGAACAGACGGCCACACUUCAAAUUAAAAAAUAA
Sardina pilchardus (European sardine) is the source of this 3091-nucleotide messenger RNA. RefSeq lists its product as uncharacterized. Bases 407 to 2482 code for a protein of 691 amino acids. The record is from RefSeq and is a predicted model, not a curated record. Gene Ontology annotation, biological process: regulation of transcription by RNA polymerase II. The transcript has 14 exons. Lineage: Eukaryota; Metazoa; Chordata; Actinopteri; Clupeiformes; Clupeidae. Gene Ontology annotation, cellular component: nucleus. Gene Ontology annotation, molecular function: DNA-binding transcription factor activity, RNA polymerase II-specific; protein binding; DNA binding.